This is a messenger RNA of Arachis ipaensis, 918 nucleotides long. The record is from RefSeq and is a predicted model, not a curated record. NCBI's taxonomy places the organism in Eukaryota, Viridiplantae, Streptophyta, Magnoliopsida, Fabales, Fabaceae.
AUGGGCAACUGCACAUAUAAGUUUUUUGCUAGUUUUCAGACUACUUCUCGGUGCGAAGGAUUAAAAUCAAUUAUUGCAAAGUAUGACAAUUCAAGGUACAAUCUGGUUGAGUUCAUUCAACACUUAAAUCGAUGUGUCGACCAUAUUCGGUGGAAAGAGGUCCAGGCUAACCUCGCAUCUGUGAAUGGGAGACCCACUAUGCAAACCUGUUUUCAACAGUUAGAGAGGAGUGCUGCCAAUGUUUACACCCUAUCAAUAUUUUAUAUGUUCCAACCAAUCCUUGUACGAGCUGCAUCAAUGAAGGUAAUAAAUAUGAGGCAAACUGGCUCUUAUGUGAUUUACUCUGUCGGUUUGGACCGAACGCCAAAUGAGAUGUGGCAUGUAUUCUGUUGUGACAUUGAGAUGGAAUUCAAUUGUUUAUGUAUGAGAAUGGAAUCAUUUGGAAUACCUUGUGAAUACAUAGUUUGCGUCUUGGUGCAUGAAGAUAUAGAAGAGUUGUCAAGGUCAUUAGUCUUGCCUCAGUGGAACAAGACUGCCAAAGUAGGUUUGCAAAAUACGGUCGGAUUUCAUUGGGAUUCUUUGAUACUAAGUCAAUACGGUUGUUUGAUGGAUUGGUUUAGACAACUAGCCAACUUUGCUUGCCAAGAUAACGAGAGAUUUAUCUAUACACGGGAAAUGGCUAUGAAUUUGUUGAAACAAUUUAAGGAAGAAGAUGCUGCACAAAAAGAGUUGGUUAAUGAUGUAGAUAGUAUAAGAGAUGAUGUGCAAGUGAAUGCUUCUGGAGCUGGGCUUGCAACCAAUGAUCUGGGACAUAGCAUGCCAAGGGACCCAAGAAAAUGUAGGACAAAAGGGGGUGCUGCACAGUCCAAUAAAAGAAAACAUCAAUGUGGACACUGUGGCAUGGAGGGUCACAAUUGA